UUUGUGUAUUGACAGGUUAAGGCUGCCACCUUCUGGGUCAUUAUGGUAAAGGCAGUUGUUAUGUUACGUUGUUGGCAAAUGAUAAUUGAGCCUUUGCGGCACCUGUAAUAACAGAGUCUGUCCCCGGAAGUAAGAAGUAAAGACGUGUUAAGUUGUUCUGCUCAGCCUGUUUAUUGUCUUCCACCUGAUAUACUACAAAUGGCGACGAGGAUAUUUAAUGAAUACCGCUGCGUCAAUGGUUUGUAAGAGUCACGUACACAGGUCGUGGUAAAAAAAAAAAAAAGUUUUUUUUUUCCGAGGAACCAGGCACGUGUUGGAUUAGCAGUUAACAUUGAAAUCAGCAUGGCUGUGCUAGUCGGUCGUGUGGAUGAAUACAAUGACGCGAAGGAGGAUUUUGAGUCGUAUCUGGAACGUCUGGAGCAGUGGAUGUUGGCGAAUGACAUCGAGGAUGAAAAGAAAGUCUGCGUGUUUCUCUCGGUGAUUGGGGCUGAUGCUUAUAAGCUGCUGAAGAAUCUGGUGUCACCGACAGUACCGAGUGCUAUGGCGUAUGCUGAUCUGGUGAGAGCACUGAGCACGCAUUACAAGCCGGCACCGAUUGUAAUCGCGGAACGGUUUCGGUUUCAGAGGCGUAACCAGAAAGAGAGUGAAACUGUCUCUGAUUAUGUGGUGGCUUUGAGGCAGUUAGCUGCUACCUGUGUUUUCGGACAGUACCUGGAUGAUGCGCUGAGAGAUCGUUUUGUGAGUGGAUUACGCUCGGAUGCCGUGCAACGCAGGUUGUUGUCUGAGAAGGAUCUGACCUUCUCGAAGGCUUGUGAGAUUGCAGUGUCAAUGGAACUGGCGUCAAAGAAAUCGAUGGAAUUUUCUGGACACAGCGAGCCUCAGCAGGUAAAUGCCCUGUCAAGUGCAAGCUUUUCUGAGAAGGGGAGGAAAGGUCAGUUUAGACGACAAAAUGAUGAUAAAAUGCAAAGCAAGGGACAGAAAGGAGUAAAAAAUUACUUGGGACCACAACAGACAUGCUACCGAUGUGGGGGAAAACACUCAGCACGUGACUGCAGAUUUAAAAAUGAAAAGUGUCAUACCUGCUCCAAAAUUGGACACAUAGCCCGUGCAUGUAGAAAGGGAAAGGCCAUUUCGCAAACUCAGUAUGUGGAAGCUGAAGUAAAUACAUCCAGAGUGGAUGAAGAGGCUGAACUUUUUGGAUUGUAUGCAGUAUACGCCACCUCAAGGUAUAAAAAGGGGUACACAGUGGAUGUUGCACUGGAUGAUAAGAGAACAACAAUGCUACUGGAUACAGGGUCAGCUGUGUCAGUGGUAUCUGAGGAUUUCUACCAGACGAAUCUCAACCAUUUCAGUUUAAAACCAGCCCCCGAGUUAAGGCUAAAAUCAUAUUCAGGCCAAAGUAUUGCUGUUCGAGGAUACAUUACGAUUCCAGUGCGGUAUGAAACACAGCAAGUUACCCUUCCUCUGGUCAUUGUAAAAGGAAGUAGACCAGCUCUGAUUGGUAGGAACUGGCUAAAGGAACUACACCUGAACUGGGAACAGAUUUUCACUGUACACAGGGUGUUUACACAGGCAGAUGGGACUCUAGGCGUGAACGAGGUGUUACAGCGCCACCAGGCAGUGUUCUCUGAGAACCAGGGUUGCAUAGAGGGCUUUAAAGCCAAAAUCCGUAUAAAACCAGGCACCACACCAAUCUUUUGCAAAGCUCGCCCGGUUCCUUACGCAUUAAAGGAAGCAGUAGAAAGGGAGCUGGACAGGUUGGAGAAAAUGAAAGUGAUUUCAAAGACUGAGAAAAGUGAGUGGGCCUCUCCGAUUGUCACUGUACCAAAGGCAGAUAAAACAAUUAGGGUUUGUGGCGACUACAAGGUCAGUAUUAAUCGGUGUAUGGAAGAGCAGACAUACCCACUACCUAACGCCGAAGAUUUGUUUGCUACUUUAGCAGGAGGAACAUUGUUCAGCAAGCUUGACCUCUCUCAUGCCUACCAGCAGUUGAUGUUAGACGAAGAGUCAGAGAAAUAUCUGACCGUUAACACCCAUAAGGGCUUGUACAGAUUUCAUCGCCUCAGCUAUGGGGUUUCCAGCGCACCUGCGAUUUUUCAGUCUGUUAUGGACCAGAUUUUACUAGGACUGGAUCAUGUGACAUGUUUUUUGGAUGAUAUUCUCAUCACUGCGUCAUCUGAGGAAAUGCAUUUAAAAAGACUGGAUGAAGUGCUCACACGUCUGGAAAAACACGGUGUCCGGGUGAAAAUGUCUAAAUGUAAGUUUUUUCAGAGCAGUGUGGAGUAUCUGGGACAUCGCAUCGACCAGGAUGGUCUGCACCCCACUAAUGAAAAGGUAGCAGCCAUAAACAAAGCGCCGGAGCCAAAAAAUGUCACUGAGCUGAAGUCUUUCUUAGGUCUUCUUAACUAUUACAGCCGUUUCCUGCCAAACUCCUCCACCAUCCUCCGCCCUCUACACAGCCUGCUGAGAAAAGAGGCAAAGUGGGUUUGGACCUUUGAGUGUGCUAAGGCAUUUGAAGAUGCAAAGCAGCUAUUACAGAAAAAUAAUGUGUUGGUGCAUUACGACACACGUUUGCCACUCCGGAUUGCGUGUGAUGCGUCACCCUAUGGAGUAGGGGCGGUGAUUUCUCAUGUCAUGAAGAAUGGAGAGGAACGGCCUGUGGCUUUUGCAUCAAGGACAUUAACGGAGGCUGAAGGGAAAUAUGCCCAAAUUGAAAAGGAGGCCCUUGCCAUCAUUUUUGGAGUAAAGAAAUUCCACAAAUAUCUAUAUGGGAGGAAAUUCACACUCAUUACAGAUCACAAACCACUGUUAACUAUACUGGGACCAAAGUCAGCGGUUCCAACUUUAGCGGCAUUAAGGAUGCAACGCUGGGCUCUCAUCCUUAUGGCAUACAGUUAUGAUAUUGAGUACAGAAGAUCAGCUGAUCAUGCUAACGCUGAUGCUUUGUCUCGCCUACCCAGUGCCUCAUUAGACAACACAGGAGAAGAGGGAGGUAUUUUCUACUUCUCACACGUGGAGGAACUACCAGUGAGUGCAAAAGACAUUGAGAGUGCUACUUUAAAAGAUCCUACACUGAACAAAGUGUGGAGCUACACAAUGAAUGGAUGGCCAAGUUAUGUUCAGGAGGAAGCACUACGGCCUUAUUUCAUACGUAGGCAGGAGUUGUCAGUGGAACAAGGUUGCGUUCUUUGGGGCCAGCGAGUCAUCAUACCCCCAGGCUAUCGGCAGCGCUUACUGGAUGACCUUCAUCAGGUGCACCCAGGUAUCUGCCGCAUGAAAGCUCUCGCUCGCAGUUCCAUGUGGUGGCCUGGCUGUGAUGGGGAUAUUGAGGAGCUCGUGAAAGGUUGCUCUAUAUGUCAAGCUGUUCAGAAAAUGCCAGCAGUCGCACCACUGCACCACUGGAGAUGGCCGGAAAGAGUGUGGCAGAGAAUUCAUAUUGAUUUUGCUGAAAAGGACAAGCAGUAUUUUUUGGUGGUCAUUGAUAGUCAUUCAAAGUGGUUAGAAGUGUUUCCUGUGUCCUCUACCACCUCUCACAAAACCAUUGAAGUGCUGCGAAGCCUAUUCUCUGCGUAUGGACUGCCAGAGGAGCUGGUAUCUGAUAAUGGUCCACAGCUGGUGUCGAGGGAGUUUACACAGUUCCUGGAGAGAAACGGUAUCAAACACACUGCUGUUCCUGCAUAUCAUCCUGCAUCGAAUGGAGCUGCAGAGAGGUCGGUGCAGAUUUUGAAACGUGCACUUACAAAGGAUGUGUUGGAGGCGGAGAAAAAGGCUCUUUUGCCACUCAGUCAUAGACUGGCAAAUUUCCUGCUCAUGUACCGCAGUACACCCCACACCGUGACGGGACGUACACCGGCUGAGUUAUUUCUGAAACGCCAGAUACGAACCCGCUUCAGUUUGCUUAGGCCCACGCUUGCCAGACGGAUGGAAGAGAAACAAGCCACUCAGAAACGUCAUCAUGACUGUGGUGGCUCAUCUCUUCGUUUCUUUCAGGAAGGGGAAGCGGUCCGCGUCCGGGAUUUCAGGGGAGGAGGGGACAAAUGGAAUCGGGCAAAAGUACUAAAAAGACUGGGAGCUGUCACAUAUUUGGUACAAGAGGGUCAGAGGCAACGCACAGUGCAUGUCGACCACAUGUUGCCCGGACGAGGAAAUGUGGGUACACUUCCACAAAGCUUGCCCUCACCAGUGGUGGAAAAUGAGCCGCAGGUAACUAUGGACUGUGCUUGUCCAGCUGUUUUGCCCAGUGCACCGGUGACGCUAAUAUCACCUACUGUUCUCUCUAAACCAACCGAACGGGUGGUCGAAGCGCCAUCCCCCACAGCAAACAAAAAGUCACCUGAGAAACGGAGGUACCCAGAGCGGGUCCGCAUACCACCUAAAAAACUGAAUCUAUGACCGGCAGGAAUUUCUUGGUAAAUGUGAAUCUGCACAGUGGAUGUAAGCUGCCAAGAGACAUUUUUUUUGUUGAAAAUAGGAAGUUUUGCCGUAAAUUUAGAUUUAAUUAAGGCAGUGGAUUUAUUUUGACUGUGAGAUUUAUAUGCAAAGUUAUUGUUGCUUGUUCUUUCUGAACUUAAAAUUGCUCUUGUUUAAAACUAAAAGGGGAGGAAUGUAAUAGAUUUGUGUAUUGACAGGUUAAGGCUGCCACCUUCUGGGUCAUUAUGGUAAAGGCAGUUGUUAUGUUACGUUGUUGGCAAAUGAUAAUUGAGCCUUUGCGGCACCUGUAAUAACAGAGUCUGUCCCCGGAAGUAAGAAGUAAAGACGUGUUAAGUUGUUCUGCUCAGCCUGUUUAUUGUC
Molecule: messenger RNA, 4791 nt
Organism: Tachysurus vachellii
Lineage: Eukaryota; Metazoa; Chordata; Actinopteri; Siluriformes; Bagridae
Exons: 1
Coding region: 343-4392 (1349 amino acids)
Biological process (GO): proteolysis; DNA integration
Molecular function (GO): zinc ion binding; aspartic-type endopeptidase activity; nucleic acid binding
Source: RefSeq, a predicted model, not a curated record